Plasmodium gonderi is the source of this 1875-nucleotide messenger RNA. RefSeq lists its product as hypothetical. Bases 1 to 1875 code for a protein of 624 amino acids. Lineage: Eukaryota; Apicomplexa; Aconoidasida; Haemosporida; Plasmodiidae. The transcript has 3 exons. The record is from RefSeq and is a predicted model, not a curated record.
AUGCCCACUUUUUUAAUUUGUCUGUAUUAUUUGAACUUUCUGAUAGAAGUGCUUCUAGGUAUACACAUUUUUGGCAUAGAUUCACAAUUUUUGUUAAAAUGCAGAGAGAGUAUUAGCGCAAGAGGAAACACAAGAUGGAUCAGGAAUUUGACAGAACGAGAUACUGGAAAUGAUGGAACUAUUGUGAACGACAAAGGAUUAACAAUAAAUGAAUUGGAAGAACUAUGCAAGAACAGGGACCCGUGUUUCGCAAAUAAAAUAUAUGGAAUAUCAUUAUACGAUACAAAAGAAUUAUUUGUAGAAAUAACAAAUUUUGUCUUAUACCAAGAUUAUGAAGAACAUGUAAAAACUGAGAAGAAGAUUUUUACCUUCACCUAUCGCACUUUAACAUUUAUGGAAGAGAAAAUAAAAGACAAAAUAGAAGAACUGGUUAGUACAGCAAAAAGAGAUAUAGAUGAAUUAUUUGGAAAUUAUGAUUUUUUAGAUAAAAAAGAACUAGAAUCUAUAUCGAAUUUGAAUUUAUUUUUAGAUAUAAAUGGCAAUCAAGAUGUUUUAUUAGUAAAUGGGAUAGAUGUGUAUUUUUACAUAAUGGAAGUAAAAUUUUCGAAGAAAAUUCCCAUAAAUACGCAAAAUGCUUUGGAGAAUUUUACAGAAUUGCUUAAUCAUAACGAGAGUAUAUUUUCAGAAUAUAUAAAAAAGGUUUACAAAAUUGAAAAGGAUAUUAAAGCAUACUUAGUCACGGGUGGUAAUCGUUUUCCUCUGGAUUACACGCAUUGGAAUAAUAGUUACAUAAAGAUCACUCAAAAUGUUGCAGUAAGAGCAUUUUUGGAUGACUUUUUUAAUUAUUUUUAUGAUUUGGAAAAGAAGAUAAAAGGUAAUUCAUCUAAAGUAACAAGAAUAGACAUGCAUUUUUUAAAUGGAACUUUGCAAGCAAUAAAUGAUAUAAUAAAAUCAACUAUUGAACAGAAAACGUAUAAAUUAUUUGAAAUGUUAAAUAAAUUAUUUUAUGGAGAUUUGAAAUCCAUUUUAGGAUUUUUUACCUAUAUUUUUGAUAAAGAAAGAAAAAAAAAUGAAGUUAUUUUGAAUGCUAUAGCAAGUGAAAAAACAGGGGAUGUAUAUGACAACAAUUUUUUAUUCGAUAUAGAAUCUUUAUAUACUGAAGAAAAAAAAGACAUAGAAACUUCCGUAUCCAGAUUUAGUGAUUUUAUGAAAACCAAUUUUGGAUUCAACAUACAUGGUAAAAAUGUACAAAUGUUAAAAAGUAAUAUAUCAAAUUCAGAUAAGAAAAAAGAAAUUAUGAAGUUAUUUAAAAUUAUUGUACAUGAAUUAUUGUGCAGAAAACAAGUUGUUGAAUUUUUUAAUUUAUUAAACUUAAUGAAAAGAAAUUCUAAAACUGUAAUAUCAUAUUUUAGAAGAAUGUCAGGUUAUCUAACAAAGAAAAAUGAUUCUUCUAUAUUUGUGGAAACGAAAAAGUUGAUUCCUUUAAUGUCCAAAUUUUUUGAAAUCAAAGAAAGAAAUUGUUGUGAUUUGAAAGAAAAAGAUAGUGAUACCAAUAUCUUCGAAUUGAUGAAACAAAUAAAAAAUACUCUCUAUAGAUAUAGAGUUUCAAUAAAAAUACUGCACUUAUUAAUAGAGGAGCUAAAAUUAGCAAAGGAACUCAAUGCAGAAUAUGAUGCAAUUGUUACAGAGAAAAAAAAAAAGCAAAAGGAAAGUUAUGGUAAUAUGGAGAUAGAUAAAGAAAAAAGAGAUGAAGCAUAUGAAAAGGCACUCAAAGAAUGGACCAAAAAAUUAGAAUCUAAAAAAUUAGCUAUAGAUUCGAAUAAAAAUGCUAUUUUAUUUUACCUUUGUCUAAUUAAAGAAUUCAAGCUUAAUUAA